Molecule: messenger RNA, 4479 nt
Organism: Biomphalaria glabrata
Lineage: Eukaryota; Metazoa; Mollusca; Gastropoda; Planorbidae
Product: SET and MYND domain-containing protein 4-like
Exons: 2
Coding region: 150-2189 (679 amino acids)
Molecular function (GO): protein binding
Source: RefSeq, a predicted model, not a curated record
UUGCCUUUUUUAGUGUCUAGUGAACUCAAAUCUCUACAUAAGACUGAAUAUAGACAUCUACUCUAGAUCUAGAUCAGAUUCUAGAGUGUCCUAAGAACAUAUGAUGUAAGAGAUCUAGAACUGAUCUGCAUGAACUAUUAAUAAUAAAAAUGGAUCAAUCACAGGUUGCCAGGAUUUUAACUUCAUUGACUGACAAGCUAAAGUCAGCCAACAUAUAUAAUGAAUUUAUAUCAGACUUUGGUAAAUGCAGUACAGACCAUGAUAGAGUUGCCUGCCUCUACAAUUUACCCCAGGUGCAGGAUCUUUUUUUAGUUGAAGAAAAGUUCAAAAGCAAAUGCAAGAGAGAAGCUGAAAUUUUGCGAGGGAAAGGCAAUGAAAGGUUCAAGGCCUGUGACUAUGCUGGAGCAGUAGAGUGGUAUACACAGAGUAUUAUCAAGGCGCCAGAUGACUCUGAAAAUCUAUCACUUGCUUACAAUAAUCGGUCCACUGCAAAUUUUUACUUGAAAAACUAUGCUCAAAGUUUGCAAGACAUUGAACUUGCAUUUAUGCACAACUAUCCAUUGAAGUCUUGCUAUAAGCUGUAUCAGAGAAUUGGGCGCUGCAUGUAUUAUUUAUAUCGAAAGGAGGAGGCCAUCAAAGCCUUCCAGCAGACCAUUGAAGCGUUGGAGAUGGCUGACAUGCCGAAGGACAGCAAGUCUAACAUAAGAUCUGACAUGCACAAAGUUAUUGAGCAAUGUUCUUCCAUUGAUUCAAAGAUGGUGAACAUGCCUCUUAAAAGUUACAACUGCUGCCAUAAAGGUAUUCCUAAGCUUUCCAAGGCGAGUAUGAAAAUUCCUUGUUUAUCUGAUUGUGUAGAGAUUCGUCUGGACAGUUACGGUGGCAGGGGUUUGUUUGCUAACAGAAACAUUGAGGUAGGAGAGGUUCUUAUUGUGGAAACCCCGUUUGCAUCGGCUCUUCUAAAAGAGUUCAAUUUGUCGCACUGUCAGUUCUGCUGUAACAGGGUAAAGUUGCCCAUACCUUGUAAGUCUUGCAGUGGUGUCAUUUUCUGUUCAUUACAUUGCAGGGAGGCUGCCUGGCGAAAGUUUCACUGGGCAGAGUGUCACAUAUUAGAGAACAUUCAGAGUGACAAAGGAGAUUUAUCCCUUCUAGCGACUCGAAUGAUUCUGACAGCAGGGCUUGAAGAGAUCAUCAGUAUAGAAGAGUCUGAUAAGGAAGUGGAUAUCCUUAAUGCUGGCAUGGAUAAGGAUGGGGUUUAUGCCUCUGAUAAUUAUAAGUCUGCAUAUAGUCUAGUAAACCACAGCAAUGAUAGGACAGUUGCAGACCUUUUAAACCGGACAAUAUCUGCAUUGUAUCACUUGAAGUAUCUAGAGUUUGUUGGGUUUUUCGGUAAUGCUGACAUCAAAUCAAAGCCAACGAACAUUGCCUGCGAGGCUGAAGCUGAUUGCGAUCCUACUAGUAAUUCUGAUGAAACAUUGCAUAAAAAGUUCUGCGUAGGUGGACAUAUUCUCAGAAACAUUAUGAUGUUACCUUGCAAUGCUCAUGAAGUUUCAGAGUUUGCCUUAAACGAGUCCAACCCAGCCAUGUCUGCUACUAAAGAGUUAGCUGCAGGUGUGUAUCCUGUUUUGAGCUUAAUCAACCAUUCUUGCGACCCAUCAGUGGUGAGGCAUUCCUAUGGCAAUCUCUGCAUUGGAAGAGCCAUUCGAAGCAUAGCUGCCGGGGAUGAGCUGAAAGAUAAUUAUGGUGCUCUGUAUCCCACCAUGGAUCUUGAAAAGAGGCAGUCCACGCUCCAUUCUCAGUAUUUCUUUAAGUGUUCUUGUGAGGCCUGCCAGGGAGACUGGCCCCAGUAUUUUGAUAUCCAGUGUGACAGGCCAUUUUUCCGAUGCACCGGCUGUGACGGCCAUGUGCCUAUACCUCCUGGAAAUUUGACAGAGCAAGCCAGGUGCAUUGCGUGUGGUCAGCAGCAAGACAUCACUCAGACUCUUCUCCGCAUGGGGGAUAUGGAGGAGCCCUACAAGCAGGCAUUGACCUCUGUCAUCGACGGGGGCAACAGUGUCAGCAACAUCACAACUCUUCUCUCAUACCUGAAGUUUGUUGAGAAGCAUGUCCACAGACCAUGGAGAGACAUCAAUGAUUGUCAAGAAGCUUUCAAACAAUGUCUCAACAUGCAUGCAAAUUGUUACCCUGCCUAACUCCAUUGUUUUUUUUUUUUUACCUGAUUCUAAAGUGCAAUAAUUGUUUCAGAAAUAUUGUUACUUGGCAGUGCAUUUUAAACAUUUCCCAUCAAUUUGAUAUAAUUUCUCAAGGUUCAAAAUCAUGAUUGCAUCUUUCCUUGUAAAUCCACAAUUGACUUGGUUGUUUACACUUGCCUUGCCUGCUGAAUUGUACAUUUUAUAUGGUAACUAUUUUUCAACUUAUUCAGUAUUUCCUGUCUUCUUCUUCUUCUUCUUUGUUCUCAUUGUUAUGUUGGAGUGUUCAGAUGAGUAGACCAAUACAUGAGAUGAACUGCGCAGUGGUUUCCGAAUCAAGCUCUCCAUAUAGUUUCCUUUCUAUUGGGGUGAUUUGGGGCCAAUGUCUUAUACGGGCCUCUUGGUAUAGAGAGCAGUUUUGGAGGACGUGGUCUGCAUUCUCUGGUGAUACUCCAAAUGGGCAGAUUUCACUGGUUCCAAUUUUGAGCUUCCGGUACAUGUGUUUCCUGUCAAAUCAGCAUUUCCUCAAAUUUUCUUUUUAAGUGGCUGUAAUUUUAAUUAUAGGAUCUUCUUUUCAUUCACUUCUAUUUCUAUGCUCCUUGGCUACUUAAAUUGGUCAGAACAUUACAAUGGUUAGUAGGAUAAUAUAUUGAGACAAGUCUAAUUAGCUUAACAGUGGGUUAUCAAUAUAAUUUUAUGUCGAACUGAAAGCAAGCAAAAUGUUCACAUUAUAAAAUUACUGAACAGUUUGUUGUUAGCUGAAUUAUGCUAAACAAAUAUUGCACAAGUCUUUUUCCCAGCUGUUGGCAUUCAUUUUUGGUUGGCAGGUUACUUCGCAAUUCAUUACUUUAUGCAAUGCUAAUUAAGCCGUAUAAUCUUAGUUGACCUACUGUAUGAUUUAAAGCUAGCUACAAAUUUCUUCUGUUUCCAAUAUUGUGUUGUGUUUAUAAUUGCCAAUCAAAAGCAAUUCACCACUCUUCUAUUCAAAUGUUUACAAAGAUCAUUUCUUCAACAUUACAACAACAAAAAAAAAACAGCUGUUUGUCAAAUUUAUUUAUACAAGAAAAUAGCCUUUUUUUUUUCUGAUUUCCUGGCUCUGGUCUCCCCUAUUAAUAUCUUGAGAAAAAGGGUUUUCAUAGCAGUUGCAUUUUUUUUUCCAUAUCCAACUAAAAUUUGCAGCUGAUUCUUUAGUUUGAUUUAGUUGAAUGAAUUUUAGCAAUGUGAGUGAGACACAAUAACCUGACUAUAUUAAUAGAGAAAGAACUUGUUUUAUAAAACUCGGAAAUGUUUUUUUCUAUUUUGUAGAUGACAUGAUAUCAAUGAGCUUUAUUGAUUUGUACAUAUUUAUUAACAUUUAUGAAUGACGUUAAUACAAUGCAUGUGAACCCUGAACUGUGUGUGAGUAACAUAUAGAACAAAGAGGCUAUAUAUUGAAUGGCUUUUUACUUAGCAUACACUUAGAAAUUAUGAAGUUUUAUUCAACCUGCUUAUCAAUUGGUGUUUGCCAUUAUUCACAUAGUACAUUAACUGUUUAUUUGUGUAGUAUAUAGUUUAGUUUGGUGAGUUUUACUAUUGCCUGGUCGUGUGGUUUGCACGCUGGACUGUCGUUUGAAUUUAUCGAUGGUCCCGGGUUCAAACCCUGCCCGCUCCCAUUCCCCGCCGUCCUGCGGGAGAUUUGGACCAGGAAGUUAACCAUCUUCAACUCUGAAGGAACAUCUGAAACAUGUAAAACAUUUUACAAAACAUUUCAUGCAUCGUUUUUGGCUGUACUAGUACAGGAAAAGAUGAAAAUAUGAAUCUGCCUGCAGUAAAAAAAAAUGUAGUUAAUAAUUGGAUUUUAUAGUUGAAACUUUUUUGUCAAUCUUGACAUGUUAAACCAUGUUUUUUUUAUUUUUUUUAUUGAGUUUAAGUCUUCAAUCGUGUAUACUUUUUUUUUCUGUCAGUGAUGUGAUUUUAUAAGUACCUUUGACCUUUUUUUCCCUAACAAUGAAUGAUGAUAAGGUUCAUUGGUUUUUUAAUAUUAUGUGCAAUUACCAAUACAAUUUGUGUAUGAAAUACUUUUUCGAUAUAUAAUUUGAUAUUUAAAUUGAAAAGAAUACAAUGUUUUUCAUUAUAAACAAAAAAUUGUCAUCAUAAAAGAGACCUAGAUGACUUUAGUUGUAGCAAAUAUUACUUUGUAUAUCACAAAUAAUUUACUUUAUGAGAUCUCGGCAUUACUUAGGUAAUUGUUCUAUUUAAAAUGGUUAUUAACUAACUGAAUAUCAACAUGAGGUUGUUUUUUUUUUUCAAAGAA